Paramecium pentaurelia is the source of this 1689-nucleotide messenger RNA. NCBI's taxonomy places the organism in Eukaryota, Ciliophora, Oligohymenophorea, Peniculida, Parameciidae. The record is from the annotation of a GenBank genome assembly.
AUGGGAAGUGGGACAUCAAACAAUCAGUUAAACAAUUAUAGGUAUCUAUGAUUUAGACUGGUAAGGAUGCUAUCUCUACUUUAAGAGCCUGAAAGACUGAAAACGGAUCCAAGUGAUUUUAAUCUCAGAUGGGAUGAUACAACUUUGUUUUCACAUAAAAAUAAACUCAAACAUUAGACUAAUCUUCUUGAAAUAGUCAGAAAUGUUCCUUCAAAAAUAGUUCUAAAUUAAAAUCCAUAAAACUUAUAAGCCUUCAAUUCUAAGUCACCAGGGAUAAAAAAGCCUUUUCUUGAGUAUGUUACUACUAAUCUGAUUGAUGUGGUUAGGAAAUCAAAUAAAAUAGAAGUAAGUAUCAAUAUAUUGUAUGAGAAAGUAGAAAUAUCGAUGGAAAAAUAUUUGAGCAUUAAGGAAUCAUAAAUGCUUAGCUCUUAAAGACAGAAACAACCUAGAAAAUCUUUAUAAGUCUAACAUACUUUAGAAGUGGUCUAAACAUCACAUUUAGAGAAGAGUGUAAAUGAGGAAGGCAUGGCAUAAAUUAAUUAAUAUACUGUCUUAGAAUCUCUGGGACAAGGAGCCUUUGGAAAAGUUAAAAAAGCAUAAAAUUUUAAAGGCGAAAUCUUUGUAGAUAUAUUAACUCGAUUUCAUAGGCAAUUAAAAUAGCAAAUAAAAAAAAAUUGAAAAAGAAACUGCUUUCAAAAUCAAGUGCUUAUACAAUGUUAGAAAGAGAAAUAGCUAUCAUGAAAAAGGUAUUAUGACUUUUAAUUAGAUUUCUCAUGAAAAUGUUGUUCAAUUAUUUGAAGUUAUUGAUGAUCCAAACAAAGAUAAAUUAUACUUGGUAAUGGAAUAUAUGGGAAAAGGAAGUAUAUUAAGCAAAGGUUUCUUUAAAAAAUAAAAAACUACUUCAAAUAUACUUGAUGAAAUUGAGGACAAAAAUAUUGUGUCUAAAUUAACAGAGGAACAGUGUCGUCAUUAUUUCUCUGAUUUUAUAAAAGGAUUAUAUUAUUGUAAAUUAUUAUUCAUAUUUAGUACAUGAAUGUGUGAAUGUGAUUCAUAGAGAUAUCAAACCAGAAAAUCUAUUAGUCAAUAUUAACAAUUAACUUAAGAUUGCAGACUUUGGAGUUUCUCAUAUUAUGGAAGAUGGAGGAGAUGGAAGAAUAUCAAAUUAAACAGGUACUCAAGCAUACUUAGCUCCAGAAGUAUUUAAAGGUAUGAAUCCUUUCUAUCAUUUAGGAUAGAAUUUUGAUGGAAAACCAGUUGAUAUUUGGGCAGGAGGUGUUACUUUGUAUUAGAUGGUCUAUGGAAAACUUCCAUUUACAAGUUAAAAAUCUAUGGAAUUGAGAUAACAAAUAUUGGAGGAGAAGUAAGAAAUUAUGUUAAUUUAGUCCUCUUUUUCCAUAACCAUAAGGAUUUUCUAGUUCAAUUAUAAAAUUAUUACAGGGUUUAUUAUAAAAGCUUCCUGAAAAACGGUUGAAAAUUGAUUAAAUCAUAAUGGAUGAUUGGAUUACUGAUUUUGGUAAGUAGCCAAUUAUUAAUUAAUAUAUUGAAUAUGUUGAUGUCACAGAAAUGGAUAUAAGAUUUGCCUUAACUAGUCUUAAUAUUCAAAUGGCUUUGAAAAUAGUUGUUAAAUUAUUGUAUUAAGCUAAAAAAGCUAGAAGAAAAAUUGCAGAAAGAAAGAAAAUGCAAAAAUGA